UGGAGGGGAAAACCGAGGCCUGGCAGCUGCCGUGUCUCCUAGAGGCCAUGGCCCGGCCGCUCCCCCGCUGACAGAACGCCUUCGUGGAGCCCCCUGGGCUCCCAGUGGGGACAGGGCAAGUUGCCCUGUCCCCCUUCCUGGGUUUUACUUUUUACGUGACUCUUGAGAAAUGAGACCCUCUGGGAUCCCAAAGGCAAGAUCGCUGGGGCUGUGCGGACGGUGAUAUUUCUGGGUGGUUCUGGGCCCCCCCAGUUGUAAUAAUCCUGAUGGCGGCCCCUGGUCAGGCCACAGCUCUGUACGGAGCCCCGGCAGUGCUGGCAUGGAGUGUUCUGCAGCCCUGGGAGGGGUACCUAUGACCUCAUUCUCCUCGGAGAACUGAAGGUUCAUCCAGGUUGAGAAACUCACCCAAGGUCACACAGCAUGGGGAGAACAGAAGGGACUCUGGCCUCUGGCUUAGAGUCUCCAUCCUGGCUGGAGGUGCUGGGGUGUUUGCAGUGGGGGGGCAGCUGACAAGCCUCCCAGGGGGCUCACCCUUCCCAUUCAGGGAAAAGGCCAAGCACAGAGAAGGCAGGGACAGGUGAGGACCACACAGCCCGUCCUGGCAGUGGGAGGGGACGCUCUGCCUCUAUUCUUGUUUCUUGGGUUCAUCUGCCCCCAGAAAACAGGCUCCUUUGGUGACAAGUUGGUUUCUUGCUAUCUUUUGGGUUUGGUUUUGUCUCAGUAUUCUAAAAGGAAGUCAGCUAUUUCCAGCACAGUGGGGUGUGUAUGUGGGGGCGGGAGUGCCAGCCUCAGUGACCGGUGUGUAAAUCCCGACCCCUGGCCAGCAGCCCGGGCAAAUGGCUUCACACGCCUUGGCCUCAGUUUCCUCACCUGAAUCAUGGGCAUGGUCCCAGUUCCAGCCUCCUUGGCCUUCGAGGAAUGAGACAGGACAGAAGUGGGCAGAGCAUCCAGGGCCCUUGUGCGGUCAGGUCUCAGUCAACCCAGGAACAGAGGUGUUAUUAACGGGGGGGAAACGUGCAGGGUGAGGGUCCCUGAGGUGGGGCCAGCUCUCCAGCCCUCUCUGCCCUCAGCCCACCCCCGCUGAACCCUGCCAGCAUUCUUCCUGCACCGUAUCAGCAAACAGCUCUGGUGUGCUCAUAACCUGUGAAGUUACCCAGGGCCCCGUCCCAUCACACAGCAGACAGAGUCACCCUAGAACAUUUGUCUAGACCUGUGAUCCCAGAGUCUGCUCCUUGUGAACCCCGAAAGUUGCCCCAGUCACCCAGACCCAGGGCCACAGCAAACAAGCAGGGGGUACAGCCGCUGCCCCCAUGGCCCUGGUUCUUCCACAUCCCAGAGGCUCAGUCCUCAGUGUCCCCAUCUGUCAAAUAGGGCCCUGCAGGCCAUGGCCAACCCCCCGGGGUCUCCCACCCCUCCCAGCUGUGCCUGUCCAGGGCUUCGUAAGGAAGGAGUUCAGCCCCUGCCCAGUGACCUGCUGAGAGGCCCUGGUUCAGGUCCCAGCUGCCCGUCCUUUGCUGUGUGACCUCAAGCUAGCAACUUCAGUUCUCUGGGCCUUGCGGCCUCUAUCUAUAAAAUGAGGGGCCAGCCCCCCUCUCGUAGUCCUUUCAAAGAGCUGAUGGUGUAGACCGCAGGACCUGCCCUACAGGACAUGUGUGCGGCGGCUCCUGUUGUCCUGUGACCUCUAGACCCCAGGCCUCACAGCCACCUCAGAUCCCUCCCUCCAGUCACAGGCUCUGGCUGGCUGCUGGGUGUGCUGGGCACAGCGGGCCCUAAGCUGACCUGUGCUCUUCAGGGUGGGGCCUGAGAGAGGGAGGCCCCCACCCCCUAGUUCUGUGGCUUUGGGAGGUGGGGGUGGGGGUGUUUUCUGCCCUACCACCCCUCAACGAAAAAGAAGAAAAGGGAACUUGAUAAAAAGGGUGACGCGUGCUGUGCUGUGGAGGAGGUGCUGUCACCGGUAUCUAUCUGCCUGCUCGAGCUGAGCGGCCCCCCUUCCCCUUAUCUCACCCCACCCAAAGGCCAGGAACAAAAGCAAGAACAGCCUCUCACCCGAAUGGCCAUGGCCACAGGAGCCCAUGGCCCCCAACACACCCGCAAGCCCACUGUCCCCAUGUGGUGCAUUGAGCCACUGCCCCCGACGCACCCAGGUGCCAACUGUCCCCAGUGCACUUGCGAGCCCACUGCCCCCAACGCAUGGAGCCCCCAGAUCUAGAGGGAGUGCCGAGUGCUCGGAGUUCUCUGAAAGUCAUCAUCAUCACCAUCAUCAUUUUGCAAAGAAAGCACCAAAAUAGCCCUCCCUGAGACAAGGCAGCCAAAGAUAAGAAGUCGCCCUAAGCAGCACCCCUCCCAAUCCUAGGAGGGACGAGGCCAGCCUUGGACAGGGGCCGGGACUUGGGCAGGUCCUAGCUGUGCCGGCCUCUUGGCUGUGCGACCUUGGGCCAGUACCGUCCACCUGUGAGUCAUCCCUGAAUGGAUGUCAGGGAACCCUGCACUGUAAAUCAAUUCCCCCACCACCCCCAGGCAGCUCUUUUCUACUCCUAGACUGGGGGCCGGGACUGUCACCCAGAAUCUGAUACCCCAGGGCCCUGCCCCCCAGGCCCCGCCCCCAUGGCCGGGGCACAGCGGGCCUAACCAGACUGCUGGUAGCCAAUGGAAAAGGGGUAUGCAAAUGAGCAGGGGUGAGGACCAGGGAUUGGCUGAGCUGCUGUGUUGGGGUGGGGCCUCCUCCUGGGGCUGCCCUUGACCUGGGGAAAUAGUUCCCACCCUGGACCCUGCCCCGGCAGGGGACACCUCCCUCGGCCACCAUCACCUUCUCUGCAAGGGCCCGCCUUUUAGGGGCCUCGCUGCCUGAGCACAGGCGGAUGGACAGGCUGGCCUCUGGAUGACCUGCCAACCCUCAGGGCCCAGACCCACGUGUCCUGAGUUGGGGACCAGGACCCAGGAGUUAUGGAGGGGAUGGAGCUGGUAGCCACUCCCAGGUGGCAACAGUGAGUUCAUGAAUGGGCAGGGACGGCCCAGGGACGGCCAGCCUCCCUCCAACCCCAUGUCUGGGCCCACUCCAGACCCUCCUGCAGGCUGCCUCCACCGCUCCACCCUCUCCCUGCACUGACUUCCACCCGAGACCUCAUUCUGCCAGGCUUCUAAAGUGCUAGCCUGGCCAGGGAUGUGACACCAACUUAAUGAAUGACAGUCCCAACCCCUUUGCCCACCCUCAGUUUUCCCAUCUGUAAAACGGGAAGGGGGUCUAGUAGGUCUGGCUGCUAGGAUGAUCUCUGGGCUCUUUGGCAAGUCCCUUGCAGACCUGGGCCUCAGUUUCCCCUUCCACACCGUGAGGCUGAGGUGGCAGCUCCUCUGGGGGUCCUCCCUCUGUCUGUGGCUGUGGCAUAGUCUGGAAACCUGAGGUCUUCCAGAUUUCCCAUUGUCAAAAAUUCACGUGCCAGGAGACCGUGCCUGUGGGGGGCUCAGGACACCAGGGGAAGGUGCGCCUGUGUUCUGCAUCCACAGUGCAUGGCAAACCAGUCUGAGGUCGGCCCCACCGCCCAAGACCUGGCUCGAGGCCCUGUCAGCUCCCAGGCCACCUGCAAAUCAGCCACAGGUGUGGGUGUUUGUCAAAAAUGUGUAAGUGGAAAAUGGUGGCGGGCGAGGAGGGAAAGAGUCUGGGCUGAGAUCUGAGGACAGGAAGUAGGGAGGGGCCGUCGGACCAGAGCCAGACAUCACCUUGGCCAGGGCCCCACCCCCUGUGUGGGGUGCUGUGCGUCUCAAGUGGUGAGAGCCAGAGGUGCGUGCCCAGCGUCGGGGGGGGGGGUCUCCCCACGAGGCCCUCUCGGUCUGCAGAGGGGCCUGCACUCAGGCAGGCAGCUCUGUCUCCCCCAGGACAGCUCCGGGCAUUUAGCAGGUGUUCCCUCAAUACCCCAGCUGAUUUCUGGAUCUGCUCCCCAUGCCUGGCCUGUCCCCAAAGGCGAAGUAAAAAGAAACCGAGGCCGGGUGCUGUGGCUCACGCCUGUAAUCCCAGCACUUUGGGAGGCCGAAGCGGGCAGGUCAUGAGGUCAAGAGAUCAAGACCAUCCUGGCCAACAUGGUGAAAUAUCAUCUCUACGAAAAAUACAAAAGUUAGGUGAGCAUGGUGGUGCGUGCCUGUAAUCCCAGCUACCCAGGAAGCCGAGGCAGGAGAAUCGCUUGAACCUGGAAGGCAGAGGUUGCGGUGAGCCGAGAUCAUGCCACUGUACUCCACCCUGGCAACAGAGUGAGACUCUGUCUCAAAAAAAGAAAAAGGAAACUGAGAAAAAGCCAGGGCCUCCAGAGCCAGCAUCGUCGUGGCCAAAGGCCCCUCUAGUGUGGGGGCAGCGGGGGCAUUGCCUGCGGAGAGCCGGGGUCCUUGUCCCUGUGGCGGGGCUGUGACUCGCUCCUCCAGGGCCCUUGCUGUCAGGGCUACCCGUCUGUUCUGUGCGUCCUUACUGGGGAUGGGGCUGCUGGAUGGGCUGGAACCGGCGGCCUCUGGAUGCCCACGGGUGUCCCCUGUGGUCUCCAAACCUGUGCUGAGUGCCUGCUGUGUGCUGGGCAUGGACCAGGGAGCCCAGGAGACCUCACGGAGCCCCAGCCUGAUGGGGGAGAGUGAACAGAGGGAGGACCUGAGUCCCUGAUCCUGGGGUCUGACCUACUCUGUGGCAGAACCGCUGGGGAGGCUGUUGUCAAGGACUGUUGGUGUGGAGGGCCAGGUGGUGACACAGAGACAGGUGAGGACGCAGCGUGGGAAAACACGUCCUUGCCCAGUGCGCAGUGGGAGCUCUGAGCAGGGAAUGAGGUCAUCCAGGCCGGGGCGGGAGAGGCAGCAUGACACACUGACCCAGGGCCCAGUUCCGAUGCCUGCACCUGACCCGGCGUGGUCCAGCCUCCAGGACAGGCAUUCCCUUCCUCAUGUGUCCUUGACAGCCACAUAGUGGGCUGUGCAGAGACCACCUUCUGACGGAGCGAGGGCCCGGAGAAGCCACUGCAGCCACGGUCCUCUCGGGGUCCGGAACACCCCCAGCUCCCUGCAUCCAGCGUGGACCAUGCUUUUCCUCUGCACUUACUCUGCACUGGCCAUGAUGGGUGCUCUGAAUUCAGACAAGAACAAGACUCCCUGAGCUCCCAACCAGCUGACCCUCCAGGGCUGGAGCCAUGUGUGACCUCCACCCUCGCAAAGACCAGCAGCCAGGGGGUCCAGCCCGGGCUGUAGCAUCUAGGCCCUGAGAUGACUGUGGCAGAGGCAGCUCCUGCACACAGUGUGGGGGUCAGGGCCCCAAGAAGACCGUGGCUGCAGUGGCUCUCGCAUGGCGUGGGGGUCAGGGCCCUGAGAGGACCAUGGCUGCAGUGGCUCUCGUGUACGGUGUGGGGUCAGGGCCCCGCAAGAACUGUGGCUACAGUGACUCUUGUACAGUUGGGGGGUCCAGACCCCGAGAGGACCGUGGCUGCAGUGGUUUGCGCAGUGUGGGGUCAGGGCCCCAAGAAGACCGUGGCUGCAGUGGCUCUCGCAUGGUGUGGGGGUCAGGGCCCUGAGAGGACCGUGGCUGCAGUGGCUUGUGCAGGGUGGGGUCAGGGCCCCAAGAAGACCGUGGCUGCAGUGGCUCUCGCAUGGCAUGGGGGUCAGGGCCCUGAGAGGACCGUGGCUGCAGUGGCUCUCGUGUACGGUGUGGGGUCAGGGCCCCGCAAGAACUGUGGCUACAGUGACUCUUGUACAGUUGGGGGGUCCAGACCCCGAGAGGACCGUGGCUGCAGUGGUUUGCGCAGUGUGGGGUCAGGGCCCCAAGAAGACCGUGGCUGCAGUGGCUCUCGCAUGGUGUGGGGGUCAGGGCCCUGAGAGGACCGUGGCUGCAGUGGCUUGUGCAGGGUGGGGUCAGGGCCCCAAGAAGACCGUGGCUGCAGUGGCUCUCGCAUGGUGUGGAGGUCAGGGCCCUGAGAGGACCGUGGCUGCAGUGGCUCUCGUGUACGGUGUGGGGUCAGGGCCCUGAGAGGACCGUGGCUGCAGUGGCUCUCGUGUACGGUGUGGGGUCAGGGCCCUGAGAGGACUGUGGCUGCAGUGGCUCUCGUGUACGGUGUGGGGUCAGGGCCCCGCGAGAACCGUGGCUACAGUGACUCUUGCACAGUUGGGGGGUCCGGACCCCAAGAGGACCGUGGCUGCAGUGGCUUGCGCAGUGUAGGGUCAGGGCCCUGAGAUGACAGGGGUCACGGCGGCUCCCACGCACAGUGUAGGGUCACAGCUGCCGGCUCUGAAGCCAUGUGGCCUGGGUAUGAGUCCCUGCCCGCCACUUACAGGGUCCCCUUGGAUCUACCACAGACACUUGAGGCUGUGACUGAGACUUAGGCUCGAUCUCCAUCUCUAUAAAAUGGGGGUGAGGCUUCUGGGGGCUGGGAGGGCGCUCAGGCCCUGGGGCUCAGCCUGGCUCUGCACCACGUUUCCAGCAGGUUAUUCCCGAGAGGACGUGCAGGUCCACAAGAGCCUCGGGUGGGCUGGGGCAGGAGCCAUGUGGGCUGCAGGGAGUGGAGCCAGAAGCCUGGGCCUCCCUGCCGAGAUCCCAGCAGGGACCACUCAAGACAGGUCACCUCAUCUGGGUUCCCGCCACGCAUGGCCACCAGCAACCCCACCCCAUCCGUGGACCCGCAGUUCAGGGAGGGAGGUGCAGGUGCAGGGCUGGACCCCAGUGAGACCCGACCUCAGUGUCCACACCCAGCAAGUGGCCCGAGGUGCAGUGUUGGGCAGGGCAGGUGCCUUCAGGGCACAGACGGGGAUGUGCCAGGUCUGUGCCUUGGUCCCGGGAGGAAGGGAAGAGGCACACAGAGCGCCUGCUGCACACCCCACAGCACGGAGAGAGUGGCACUUCCUGCCUUUUUAUUUAAUUGUUUUGUUCUGUUGUCUUGAGACAGACACUCCAACCUGUCGCCCAGGCUGGAGUGCAGUGGCACAAUCUCGGCUCACUGCAACCUCUGCCUCCCGGGUUCAAGCGAUUCUCUUGCCUCAACCUCCCAAGUAGCUGGGACUACAGGCGCGCACCACCAUGCUCAGCUAAUUUUUGUGUUUUUAGCAGAGACCGGGUUUCACCAUGUUGGCCAGGCUAGUCUCGAACUCCUGACCUCGUGAUCCACCCGCCUCGGCCUCCCAAAGUGCUGGGAUUACAGAUGUGAGCCACCACCCCCAGCCUGACCUUUGUAUUUUUUUAUUGUGGUAAAAUGUACAUCAUAUUUCCACAUCAACACUUUCCAGCAUACAGCUCAGAGAUACAAGUGCCCUCGGUGCUGGGAACCCGGCAGCUGUGGGUCCCAGAACUCCACGCCCUGCCAGCACAGGCUCUGCCUGAUCGUGGCUCCCGCCCUUGCCCCAGCCCCACUCGGCAUCCGAAGCUCUGGCUCUGUGGGUUGGAGGUUCAUGUGUUAACGCCCGGUUUCAGGCAGGGAAGCAGGCCCGGGGCAGGUCUGUGUCACGGAGCUCAGAGCUCUAGUGCCCCACAAGCUUCCAGGACGCCGCAGCCCUGGGCCCCACCAGAACCAGGGGCCAGCUGGGCAGGAGGUCUGGGGGCAGGCCCCGCAGCGCUAGCCCCGGUCUCUGCAGCUAUGUGGUGGGAUCUGUCUGUUUGCUGCCUGGGACCCUGGAAGGAGGAAAGGCUGAACGGAGCCAGAGCACGUGACUUCCUCCUUUCUGAACAGCGUCCGAGGGUCUGGACACCAGGGUCCCCUGGGUCUGGGGUGAAUCCCUGGGACGGCCCACCUGGAAGAGGUGGCAGGAACCACCUACCCUCGGGCUGUAGUUGGAUUCUGUGAAUGAAAGCCUUGAAUCUCCUGGGCUCAUGGGCUCACCCGCCGCCCCUCUGGCCUCAGCCAAGCUGUACAGAGGUUGAUGAGGGCCCCUCUCACAACGGCCUGGAGGGCAGGGUGCAGGCGCACCCACAGGCCUGGCCUCGAGGGCCCCAGGAUGGGAGGAGGGUCAGCCGCUAGGGAGGACCAUGACGUCCCACCGUCCUGGGGUCCAGGCGCUGCCCCACCUCUCUCCUGGCAGGGCCCAUCCUGCUGAAACCGGGCCCCCUUCCAGGGAGCCAGCAGCCUCCACCCAUCUGACUCAGGCUGUACUGUGAUGGCUCUGGGAGCCGCGGCCCCCACCCCAUCUAUCAGCCCUCAUCCAUCUGGGGAGGGGGUUCCCCCCAGCCCCGAUGCUCAGGCCCUGCUGUGACCUCUCCUCCUGGGACUCUGGCAGGCCUGCAGCCCCAUGCCUGGCCUCAGCCACCCUGCCACACAUAUGGCCUGACCCCGUGCUCACCCUCACCCUGUGGUUUUGCCCCCCAUGGCCCCACGGGGCCUCAGCUCUCCCACACACAUCCCAUCCCUGGGCGCACCCCCUCGGCUCUUCCCCACGCAGCCUCGGCCCCCCACCCACCUCCCAUCCCUGGGCUCUUCCCCAAGAGGUUUGGUAAUCGGUUCUCCAGAGUGAAACAAUCUCAUGUAAUCUAUCAGUGGCUAUCAGGCCCAUCGGAGGGCCGGGAGUGGCCGGGCCCAGAGAUGGCGCCAACCUUCAGCGUCGAUAAAGUUUCCGAGUUCAGCGGUGAUGAAUGUGGAGUAAGCGCAGGCCGAGCCGAUAGGAUGUGGACUUGGCAGACCGAGGCUCCGGCUGAAACCGAUCUCUCCCCUAUCAGCCGGGCAGGGCUUCCUCAGGGCCCGGCUCUUUCUUCCCUCCUCCUCCACCUCCCUUUCUCUGCCUUGCUCCACCCGGGCCGCUGCCCCUGGGGACACAGGUGGGGGACCAGCCCACUGGCUCUAGCCCCAGAGAAGGGGCAGGCUCAGGGCAGGGGGAGGAUCCCAGGGAGCCCAAAGAGGUGGCCAGAAGCUGGGGGGCCUGCCUGGAGGUGGCGGCAGAUACAGCAGCUGCCAGGCCGCGGUUCCCCCAACAUCCCAGUGACCCUAACACAGCCUGACAGAUUUUGGCAUUCUGCUCAGUGUCUGAUGGUGGCUUCCCACGGGUCCCGAAUAAAACCCCAGCUUCCUCCGAGACCUCCAGGCCCUGCCUCCCCACCACCCGCCUCUUCCUAUUCCUGGGCCAUGUGGGGUCCCUUCCCACUUCGAGGUGGGGGGCUCUGCCUUCAGCGCCCUCUGCCCUGGGCUCUUCUCAGUCACAGUAAAGGUCACCCUCUGAGAAGCGCUGGUGACCGGCCCGUGUGAAGCCAGGCCCCCACGCCAGCCCACUCUUCUCCGUCCUGAACACCGUCCGAGCCUCCGUGGUGCCUCCAUCCCCCCACACACAGGACAUUCAUUCGCUCCGGGUCUGGGCCCACUUGCCCGCACCUGCUGCAGAAUCCCAGAGCUGUCGGGAACUGGCACCUGGGGCCCCGUGCCUCCUGCAGAGCCUCCCAUCUGCUGCUCACAGCAGCUCUGCAAGAUGAUGGGUCCAUACCCAUUGGCCAGAUGGGUAAACCAGGACCUGGGCAGGCCGCUACACCCAGAGCCAGGCACCGCCUAGAUUCCACUUGGCUCUGGCCUGAGGUGGCGGCAGAUACAGCAGCUGCCAGGCUGGGGUUCCCAUUCCAAUGGCAGCUGGCCUGAGGCCCCUGCUGGGACCAGGCAGGGACUGGUCUGGCUGCUGUCUCCCUCAGUUUCCCUACAGGCCUGUGCUUAACCCGGCAGAGCUUCAUAACCUGUGAAGGGCUGUGCACUUGUGUCAAUGGGGAUCUGUGGGAGGAGCCACAGCUCUGGGAGGAGACUUCCAGGUGCCAGCCUUGCACCACAGGCAAGGUGGACGCUCCCCUGGGGUGUUGAGGGUGCUCUGGUUUCAGCCGUGAAGUGGGCACCUAGCAGUGCCCAGGCCUUGGGGAGCCGCCAGAGGGGAGGAUGGGCAGCUGCUCAGGGACCACGGCGAGGGCAGCAGUGCACGCAAUGGGAGGGAAGACGUGGGACCAGGGAGGGCCUCACCGAGCCGUGAUCCGCCUAUGACCUGGAGGCAGAAAGGGGAACUGGGGCCAGCAAGGGGAGAGACCAGACCUCGGGCCCGGGAGCUGCAUAGACCUGGAUUCCAGUCCCAGCCAAGUAACCCUGCACAUGAGCAGGGGCCCGGUGGGGGCACAGCCGGGAGAAAGGGAGGUGGAGGAGGAGGGCAUGAGAGCUGGGGUCUCAGAAAGCCCAGGUCCCCUCUCCUGGCUGUGAGCAGGGACAGAGGGUCGGGGCCGUGAGGACCCCACGGACCACGCCGGGUACAGGGAGGGCUCGGGAAAAGGGCGCAGGCAGGCCACCGGGUCUGUGCUAUCUGUGUGACCACCUGAGGCUCGCUGGCUGCUGCCCACCACUGUUACCUCCUCUGCCCAACGAGGUGCCGGGCUCACAGGGGCCCCAGCGCUGCCUGCAGCCGACACUGCCUGAGACGCCCACAUGCCGGAGUGCCUGGACCCACCCCCAGCCCCGCAGGCGGCUGCUCAGCCUGGACACGGUGCAGCCAGAGGCUGGGCAUGGCCGAGGGCCCGGGGUAGUUAAGCCCAUGAGGUCCACCCCUCGGUUACUGGGUUGGCCACAGGAGGAAGUGGUGGGGCUGAGCGGGUGUGGGUGCAGGACCCCCUCCUGGUACUGGUGCCCCCGAUCCCUGAGUCUCAUCUCUUUCCUCAUGGUGCCCCCAUAGCCACCCAGGCCUCAGACCCCACAGGGGCAGGCAGCUGGGCACCUUUGGCCAGACAGGUGGGACUUGGCUCACCCACCCUAGGGUGAGCAGGCUGAGACCCAAAGGCCCCUCCCGGGAACCAACCAAGGCCCCAUCUCUGCACAGCCUCCCUGCUGGGGAAGCCCGGGUUGACCUAGCCACACCCCCUCCAAGCCAGGCACACCCCACCAGCCUGUUUCCGGCCCCUGACCCGUCCUGUGCCCAUCGGCAUUUGCUGAGUACCUACUGUGUGCCAGGCACUAUUGUAGAUGCUGGGGUGUGGCCAUGAACAGAGGUGAAGGGAGGGAAGGAGGCCCACCAAGUGUCGGGGCGGCCAGCAUGGGAGCUGUGGAGGGAGAGUGAGGAGAGGGCCAAGCAGAGCCUGCUAGAAGUUGUGGCGGGGGGGCAGCCAGGGCAGGGCCAUUUUCAGAAACCAGGCGGGAGCUGCGGAGGGGUUUGGCUUUUGCUCUGAAAGCCCUGGAGAGCCAUUGGAGGUAUUUGGGCAGAGGAGGUGCAGAGUUGGGGGCUGCUGGGUGUAUGUAACUGCAAGGCCAAGUGUGGCUAGGGAGGCAGGGCGACCGUCGCUCACAUAGCAGGUGCCUCGUGGAAUCCAGGCUGCUGGCACCAAGGGAGGGAGCUGGACUCCACUCGAACGUACGAUGGGGACCAACCUGGGCCAGGGGCUUUUCCCAGAGGAGCAGGGUUGGGCAGGGCACUUGAGGGCCCCAGAUGGUCAAGCUAAGCAGGUGGCCCGCAGGGCUCCCCACUCCUGGCCUGGGACCAAUUCUGGCUGCAAGAUCCCAGCCCCCAGUGGGCAGCGCUUACGCUAGACACACAGCAUGAUAGGGAUGGAAGAAGUUUUGGACGUGAGCACACCCAUGCUCCAGGGCCCCUCUCCACACCAUCUGCUGCAGGGAGACCUUCCCCACAGCCCUGAAUGGGAGCUCCAGUCUCCCCCUGCCCGGUUUCCCUGCCUUCCGUGCCGUCCAUGAGGGAGUCAGAAAAUGGGCAUAGAGGGAACCACGUGAGAGGAGACAAGGAGGGAGAGAAGCGGUUCACAUGGGCGCUGGGGAGGGAGAGCAGAGGAGGCGUGUGGGCCGGGUGUGGGGUCAGCACGGGAAGGAGGCUGACGUGAGAAUUAAGAUUUGCAGUGACUCCUGUCAUACUCUGGAAACUAGCACGGAUUUGGGCCACCGCAGUGCGUGUCUGCGUGAGCCUGGACCACGGGGGGCCCCAGCUUUUAUUUGGGAUGCAUGUUACCACCGUAUCCAUUUUCCAGCAAACUUUUCUGCCUUUAAAAGCCAGACAGGGCUGGGUGCGGUGGCUCACGCCUGUACUCCCAACACUUUGGGAGGCUGAGGCAGAAGGAUUGCUUCAUCCCAGGGAAAAAAAGGAUCAGCGCAGCGUGGUGGCUGCACCCAUGGUCCCAGCUACUCGGCAGGCUGAGGCAGGAGAAUCGCUCAAGUCUAGGCGGUUGAGGGUGCCAUUCACCGUGAUUGCACAGCUGCACUCCUGCCAGGGCAACAACGCAAGACCCCGCCUCAAAACAGAAAAGGAAAAAGAGGACGCAGCUGAUGGUUCCCUUGGAGACAUGGAGGCCGGAGAGGAGGUGCUGUUGGCAGGUGCCAGCCACGUGGAGCAGAAGGCCAUGGCACCUGAAGCCCCAAGCUCUCCCAGCACAGGAGGCCCCGAGGAGCUGGAGGGACAGGAACCAGAACCCAGGCCUACAGAGGAAGAGCCACGCAGCCCCUGGACCGGGCCAGAAGAUACUUGUCAUUGGAUUUAGGGCCCACCCGAGAAUCCCACUGAUCUCUAAUCUGAUUACAUCUGCAAAGACCCUUUUACGGAAUAAGGACGAGCUGGAACCGGUGGUGCAGCGUGGGCAGAGGCAUGUGCGGGCCCGACUCAGCCUCGCCGCGGGCCUGUCCUGGGGCCCGUUCCACGGGAGCAUCCAGACCAGAGCCUCGUCCCCCGGGCAGGCGGAGCCGAGCCCAGCCCUGACCCUGCUGCUGGUGGAGGAGUCUUGCUGGCUGAGGAUGCUGCCCCAGGCCCUGACCGAGGCGGAGGCCAACGCAGAGAUCCACAGGAAGGAUGAUGCGCUCUGGUGCAGGGUCACCAAGCCAGUGCCCGCCGGGGGACUCCUGAGCGUGCUCCUCACAGCCGAGCCCUGCAGCACCCCUGGCCACCCCGUGAAGAAGGAGUCGGCAGAGCCCACAUGCCCGGUCCCUGCUCACGACCUCCAGCUCCUGCCGCAGCAGGCCGGGAUGGCCUCCAUCCUUGCCACUGCAGUAAUCAACAAAGAUGUCUUCCCCUGCAAGGACUGUGGCAUCUGGUACCGUAGCGAGCGCAACCUGCAGGCACACUGGCUCUACUACUGCGCCAGCCGCCAGGGCGCCGGCUCCCCGGCCACCGCCACUUCGGAGGAGAAGCCCAAGGAGGCCUACCCCAACGAGCGCGUCUGCCCCUUUCCCCAGUGCCACAAGAGCUGCCCCAGCGCCAGCUCCCUGGAGAUCCACAUGCGCAGCCACAGCGGAGAGCGGCCCUUCGUGUGCCUGAUCUGCCUGUCGGCCUUCACCACAAAGGCCAACUGCGAGCGCCACCUCAAGGUGCACACAGACACGCUGAGCGGGGUUUGCCACAGCUGUGGCUUCAUCUCCACCACAAGGGACAUCCUCUACAGCCACCUGGUCACUAACCACAUGGUCUGUCAACCGGGCUCCAAGGGUGAGAUCUACUCUCCAGGGUCAGGACAGGCGGCAACGAAGCUGCCCCCAGACAGUCUGGGCAGCCUCCAACAGCACUCGGCCCUGCACGGCCCACUGGCCUCCACGGACCUGGGCCUGGCGCCCACCCCAUCACCAGGACUGGACAGGAAGGCCCUGGCCGAGGCCACCAACGGAGAGGCCAGGGUAGCCCCCCAUAAUGGAGGCAGCAGCGAGCCCCCAGCGGCCCCCAGGAGCAUCAAGGUGGAGGCGGGGGAGGAGCAGGAGGCGACCCGCGCCCCGGGUCCCGGAGAGUCUGGGCCCCACGCCCCGUCGCGGACGCCAUCACCACGCAGCCCCGUCCCGGCCAAGGCGAAGGCUGAACUGUCCAACCCCACGCCGGGCUCCAGCCCGGUGCCUGGUGAGCUGGGCCUGGCGGGGGCCCUGUUCCUGCCGCCGUAUGUGUUCGGGUCUGACUCGGCACCCCCGGCCCCCACGGCGCCCCCAGCCUCGGAGAUCCUGGCCAAGAUGUCGGAGCUGGUGCACAGCCGGCUGCAGCAGGGCGCGGGCGCGCAGGCCGGGCUCUUCGCGGGGGCCCCCAAGGGCGCCACGUGCUUCGAGUGCGAGAUCACCUUCAGCAACGUCAACAACUACUACGUGCACAAGCGCCUCUACUGCUCCGGCCGCCGCGCGCCCGAGGACGCGCCCGCUGCGCGCAGGCCCAAGGCGCCCCCUGGGCCGGCCCGCGCGCCCCCCGGGCCGCCCGCCGAGCCUGACGCGCCCCGCUCGUCGCCGGGCCCGGGAACGCGCGAAGACGGAGCCGGGGGCGCGACCACGCCCGAGGACGGCGCUGGCGGCCGGGGCAGCGAGGGCAGCCAGAGCCCGGGCAGCUCCGUGGACGACGCGGAGGACGACCCCAGCCGCACGCUGUGCGAGGCCUGCAACAUCCGCUUCAGCCGCCACGAGACCUACACCGUGCACAAGCGCUACUACUGCGCCUCGCGCCACGACCCGCCGCCGCGCCGCCCCGCCGCGCCCCCGGGGCCCGCCGCGCCCCCUCCUGCCGCGCCCGUGCGCACGCGCAGGCGUCGCAAACUCUACGAGCUGCACGCGGCGGCCGGCGCCCCGCCCCGCCCGCCGCCCGGCCACGCCCCCGCGCCCGAGUCGCCGCGCCCCGGAAGCGGAAGUGGCUCCGGCCCCGCCCCCACGCGUUCGCCUGGCCCCGCGGCCGACGGCCCCAUCGACCUGAGCAAGAAGCCGCGGCGGCAGCCCCCCGGAGCCCCGGCGCCCGCGCUGGCCGACUACCACGAGUGCACGGCCUGCCGCGUGAGCUUCCACAGCCUCGAGGCCUACCUGGCGCACAAGAAGUACUCGUGCCCCGCCGCGCCGCCGCCCGGCGCGCUCGGACUGCCCGCCGCCGCCUGCCCCUACUGCCCCCCGAACGGCCCGGUGCGCGGGGACCUGCUGGAGCAUUUCCGCCUGGCGCACGGCCUGCUGCUCGGCGCGCCCCUGGCCGGCCCGGGGGUCGAGGCCCGGACGCCGGCCGACCGCGGCCCCUCUCCCGCGCCCGUUCCCGCCGCCUCCCCGCAGCCCGGGCCCCGCGGCUCCCGGGACGGCCUCGGCCCGGAGCCCCAGGAGCCGCCGUCCGGCCCGCCCCCGUCCCCGGCCGCCGCGCCCGAGGCCGUGCCGCCCCCGCCGGCGCCCCCCUCCUACUCGGACAAGGGCGUGCAGACUCCCAGCAAGGGCGCGCCGGCGCCCCUGCCCAACGGCAACCACCGGUACUGCCGCCUUUGCAACAUCAAGUUCAGCAGCCUGUCCACCUUCAUCGCCCACAAGAAGUAUUACUGCUCCUCGCACGCUGCCGAGCACGUGAAGUGAGCGCCCACACUACAGCCGCAGGCGCUCUGCACGCCCCGGGGAGGCCGCAGGGGACCCUCACUCCUGGGAACCCCACCAAGCACUGGCCUCGGCGGAGGGGGCCGCAGGGGGCAGCGCCCGCCUGGACCCUUGGCACUUAAUAAACAAGUCGAGUUUGAUGAGCA
Molecule: messenger RNA, 15382 nt
Organism: Callithrix jacchus (white-tufted-ear marmoset)
Lineage: Eukaryota; Metazoa; Chordata; Mammalia; Primates; Cebidae
Gene: ZFPM1
Product: zinc finger protein, FOG family member 1
Biological process (GO): negative regulation of transcription by RNA polymerase II; erythrocyte differentiation; positive regulation of transcription by RNA polymerase II
Cellular component (GO): nucleus
Molecular function (GO): RNA polymerase II-specific DNA-binding transcription factor binding
Source: RefSeq, a predicted model, not a curated record